CUUGUUCAAUUAUAUCUCAAAACAUCCCUUUUCUCCUUUCCUGACACCACUAUCCACUCCUUCAUAUAUUUGCACAAUGCCUACUUAUUUUAACCCUUCCAGUGUCCAUAUUCCUUCGGUCGACCUGCCCUCGUUCUUUUUUGACACCGUGAAGAAUAAGACAGUGUUUGGACGAAAACCCGAGAUUCCGUUCCUGAUCAGCGAGCAAAGAACGCUAUCAUUCGCCGAGUUCGAAACGUUCACAUAUGGCCUUGCCUCUGGACUCAGCAACAACGCAGGUCCUGAAGUGCGGAGACUCACCCUAGCAGCCCAGAUGGUCGGCGCUGCUGUUUGCACUGCCAAUCCGCUGUAUACUGCACAUGAAAUUGCCCACCAGAUCAAGCUGACAGACGCAAAGGAUGAGGCUAUAAACAUCGCUGGGUCAUCAAUCCCUGACAGCCUCAUAUUUACUCUUGAUGGCGCAAACUCGGUUUUCGAUAUUCUCUCAGACAAAUCCUACCCGCGCGUCUACCUGCAAACGGACGAUGGGGUCAAGAACACGGUAGCAUUUAUCGUGUUCAGCUCUGGUACCAGCGGGUUUCCGAAAGGUGUUAUGCUCAGUCAUCGCAACAUCGUUGCCAACAUCCUACAGAUGAUUGGUUUCGAAAAAGCGGAUAAGGUGCAGACUAGACGGUUUGCGGAAAUCGAAGAGGCCCGCAUGUUCUCGGAGUCUUGCCCUUCUUCCACAUUUACGGAUUGGUGUGCAUCAUGUACCACCAGCUUUGCGCUGGACGCAUUCUGCCAGAAUGUGCAAAGGUACCGCUGUCGCACUGCUCACCUCGUGCCGCCUAUCAUCCUUGGCUUAACCAAAAGCCCAAUAACUGCGAAGUACGACCUAUCAAGCUUCAUCUUCGUCAACAGCGGCUCGGCCCCAUUGACCAAGGAGCUGCAGCAAGAGGCACAGAAAGUCCUGGGAUUUCCAAUGUGCCAUGGCUAUGGGCUAACAGAGGCAAGUCCUGGGAUCUGCCGUCCGUAUAUUGAUGAUGUCGUAUAUGGAUCCUCUGGUCGCCUGGUACCGAACAUGCAGGUGAAGGUUAUCGACAGCGAUGGCAGAGAGGUUGGUCCUGGAAAAUCUGGUGAGCUAUGCUUUGCUGGUCCAAACAUCAUGAUGGGCUACCUAAACAACCCAGCUGCCACUGCCGAGACGAUCGAUGCUGAUGGCUACCUCCGCACCGGCGAUAUCGGACACGUCGACAAUAAAGGAAAUAUCUUCAUCACCGACCGCAAGAAGGAGCUUAUCAAGUACAAGGGUUUCCAAAUUGCGCCCGCCGAGCUCGAAGGGCUCCUGCUUGACCACCCAGCUAUUCUGGAUGCAGCCGUUAUUGGUGUCUAUGCCGACGCUCAGGAAACCGAAGUUCCCAAGGGGUUCGUUGUCCUCCGACCCGGUACCAACACGUCUGGUAUUGUUGAUGAAAUCCACAAGUGGGUAAACAAGCGCGCGAUCCAGUACAAGAAGCUACGCGGCGGGAUUGAGGUUGUUGAUGCGAUUCCAAAGUCAGCAACUGGGAAGAUCCUCAGACGUGUUUUGAAGGAGCGCGAGUCACAGAAGAGCAAGCAGAUGAAGUGCUAGGCAAUGGCUUAUUUUUUUGCCUAAAGAGGUUAUCUACUGCUCGAAAGUUGAUAUAAUUAAAACCACUUGUCCAUGCAUCCUCAGCAUAAGUAGCAGUGCACCAGCCACCAAGUGAU
Molecule: messenger RNA, 1725 nt
Organism: Linderina pennispora
Lineage: Eukaryota; Fungi; Kickxellomycota; Kickxellomycetes; Kickxellales; Kickxellaceae
Product: acetyl-CoA synthetase-like protein
Exons: 4
Coding region: 77-1609 (510 amino acids)
Molecular function (GO): CoA-ligase activity
Source: RefSeq, a predicted model, not a curated record